AGUCCCGCUCGUCACCUGGCUGCCCUGGAAGACCUGGCUAAACAACAGUGCAGUGGCGAGUCCAGUCUUCAGAAUGCCCUCAUGCUGGCGGAAUCUCGGCUAAAGUAA
Messenger RNA from Dibothriocephalus latus, 108 nucleotides. The record is from the annotation of a GenBank genome assembly. NCBI's taxonomy places the organism in Eukaryota, Metazoa, Platyhelminthes, Cestoda, Diphyllobothriidea, Diphyllobothriidae.